AUGACCGAGGACAAACAACUUUUCUUAUUCGGACACACGCUUCCUGGGAACGAGAAUCUUUUGCUCGAAAGGAUUAAAGAAUGUGCAGAGAAACGAAAUAAAGGCUAUUGCUCUACUUCGCCUGGAUGUACUGUUCUUCGAAAAAUUCCAGCUGAAGAUGUUUUGCAAGUUACUGCUGGGCAUAAUUAUGUUGCCUUUCUGCUCAAGGAUCAUCGAGUCGCUCGUCUUCGUUAUGAGAUUGUUGCCAACACUAUUGAAUCUACCGCCCCAACAGACAAAAAUGAAUCUGGCCCUGGUUCAUCAACAGCUCCAGCUACCACCACUGCUGGUUCCUCUGAUCCAGCGUCAGCUUCUGCGAAUGCUGCUGCAAAUGCCGCAAAUCGGACAGCCAAGAUUAGGCGAAUUAUGAUGACGCGCCCAGGGACUCGUUCUGGCGGAUUUUGCCGCACUGGAGUUGUGAUUGAUAGAAACCGUUCUCGACCAAUGAUUCCUGCCUCUUCCGUUCCAGAGGAUUUAAUCGUGCAAUGCCAGGUUGUUUUACAAGGCAAAUCUCGUGAUGUGAUCGUUCGCGAGUUACAACGCACUAACUUAAAUGUCAACGAGGCAGUCAAUAAUUUACUUUCUCGCGACGAUGAUGAAAUGGAUGAUUUGGAUGACACAAGUGAGGCCUAUUUACACGAAGAGUUGCUAUCGUUGCUCGAUGCUGGUCUUCGUUCCGAUGGAAGUGGUGCCGCAGCAGCCGCUUUACUUGAUAGCGACAGCAUUUAUUCGGCUGGAGAUGGCUACGAAUACUUGAUUUCGCGUGAUUUGGCUAGACGCAAGGGUGAAGACAAAACAAAAGACCAAAACAAGGAAAAUGCGGACAGUUCUUCAACAAUCCAGGAACAUUUCUUCCUCGGUGAGCGCUAUACUUACUGGGGCUUAAAUGGCAAUGAUGUUGCUGAUGGUUCAACAAAAUUCCAAUUUCCUGAUGACGUUACAAAAUUCGUAAAAAUUGUCUCUAUGCAAUCUGAACUUAUUGCGCUUGCUGACAAUGGAAAGAUUUAUGGUUGGAGUUGGGAGAUUGAUUCUAAGCCUGACAAUUCUCCACAUGUUGCAAACGACAUCCUUUUUUCAUCCAUAGAUAUAGAAGGAGAAGGUGAGGCUGACUCCAUCUCUAACAUCGAAUCUAGUGGUCUUCGCACAGCAGUACUUUCCAAAAAUGGCCUUGUUGGAUCAUUUGUGGACAUCUCAUGUGGCAAUAGACUUGGCCGUAUACUUUCUGAAACGCCUAUUGAGAUGCCUGAACCAGUCGACAAGUUGCUCUGCUGCACGCUUUAUAGUGCUGUUUUGACAAAAAAUGGGAAUAUAUUUUGGAGAGGAAUCUAUCCGUUUAAUGAGCGCAGGAAGAUUUGGGAAAAAAUACGCGCCCGCAAAAAACAAGUCACUUUUGAAUCGUGUGGGUCCGAGAUUGUUGUUGGAAGCGAGGUACGUACAAAAUCUACUCCAAUUUAUUCAUUUGGUUCAAUUGCUGUCAACUUUAGUCAAGGAAUUCCAAUGGAUGCAUGGACUUUGAAUGAGACUUGUCGUUUCCGUGUCUUUGGAAGUGCGAAUGCUUACGACAACUAUAAUGGUGAGAAACUUCAACAACAAAAGGAGAAACGUGUUUCAUUCAAUUUAGCUGGCAAUCGUAAAAGAAAUGCUCCUUCAGCGCAAGCCGAGAACGAACAACGACAAUCAUCAACAACUGCUCAGCCCUUAUCCGGUUCUGGUUCAACCUCAGCAAACAAUAGUUCUGAUUUUGCUGGAAAAGAGAGUGCAUGGAACCUGAAAGAUUGCAUAUUUAUUCAUGAAGAGGCUGUUAAUGAUACAAGCAUUGUUAAAAUUGUUGAUGGUGCUUAUUGUGGAAUUGUUUUCAAAUCUACAAUGGAAAAACUUGAAUCUGAACCAUCCACAGAUUUAAGCAAAAUGGGCAUUAGACUCAUGCGCAAAGAUGAUUUAGUUCUAGUUUCUUCCUCAUCGCGUGGUUCAAGAUCUCCAGAAAAUUUUCAAAUGCAAUUUAAACAAAUUCGUCUACCAUCCUCUGUUAAACAAGUUUUAUCUGUUGCAGUUGAUUUGACAGGAUUUCGUGUUUUAUGUGAAAAACAGUCACGUGUCCAUUUACUGCGGAUUAGUUGUGUUGGCAAACUUUUAAGUGAUCAUCCUAUCCCAGUCAAUUUUGGAGCAUUAACACAAAAUAAAAAAGAUGACUCCUAUGAAUGUAUGACUACAGUUCAAAACUUUGGGGAUGAAUCAAUUUUACUGUUAAAUGAUGGCUUUGGUGGCGGCUUUCAACCUCUUUUACGGAACAUAUCUGGUGGAUACAAACAAUUAUCUUAUACUGGUCUAGGCCGAAUUCUUCAAUAUGGAAUGGGUAUAAGAUAUUUUGCAUCGUCUGGUGAAAUAAAGAGUGCAAGUAUAUGUUCGGAACAAAUUAGCGUUGACAAGAAGAACAACAGCUUGAAUAAAAACGCCAAUCGUAUUCUAUUGAUGGUUGCUUUAGUUUCUCCGAGCCCUGAAUGUACACUUCCUGAUCAUGGAUCGCUUAUGCAGGCCAUACUUUUCUGUCAAUUGGACGUCGUUAUUGCUAUUCUCAAAAAGCUUUUAAAUUCCCCAAUUGAAAGUCAGCCUGCUAUCGUUUGUGAACAAAUUGAAGGGAAUCGAAAUAUUUUCCAUGUUGCCGUUCAAAAUGCUUACAGCAGAACAAAUGCUGACCAAGCUGAUGUUGAUGCUACUGAUUCACGUUUAUCAACAGCCUCUCAAAAAUCUGACACUGUCGAGGCGGAUGCUGUUAAGACACGUUAUGAACGCAAAUGGCAAGAAAUGAUAAGUUCAGCACCAACAACACGAGCAAAAGCGCAUCAACAACAGCAACUUUUAAACGAACUAACUUCUGAAAUUAAAAAAGAUUCUUCCCCUGAAACGGGCAAAGAUGAGCCGGAAAGUGCUGAAUCAUCUGAUCUUAUCAAUAAAAGGAUUCCUAUAGCUGCCAAGGAAAGACAAGCCAAUUCAAUUGAAAUAAUUCGUGAAUUGUGCAAAAACUCCGUAGUACGUGAAUAUUUUAUUGAUUUAAUGCGACAACGUGACAUCAAUGGGCAUAGUCCAUUUGAGACUGCGAUAUAUCAGCGAGCGUAUUCAGCUGCCCAAUUGAUGUGGCAAACUGCAAUUGAUGUUAAGGACUGGAGUCAAGGUUAUUUUUGA
Meloidogyne enterolobii is the source of this 3219-nucleotide messenger RNA. The record is from the annotation of a GenBank genome assembly. NCBI's taxonomy places the organism in Eukaryota, Metazoa, Nematoda, Chromadorea, Rhabditida, Meloidogynidae.